UGGCGACCAGGGCACGUGUGCUGCGCCGUCUCAGCUCUCGCACAUUGCCGCCUCACAGCUUGGCGAGGCACGCCGGUUCUGGGCGGACAAGCAGAUACGGACGGCGAUGCUGGUGCCGUGGGCCGAGGCGGUGACCGCAGCCUUCACGGGCCCAAUAUACCCUUUCUUCAUGCAAAACCUCGGCCUCGACGCGGGCGGCAUGGGCAAGCUGCGCACCGUGCAGCACGCGCUCAACGCGGCGAGCGCGCCCAUCGCUGGCUGCCUCCUCGAUGCACGCGGCCCCUUUCUUGGCAUCGCGCUGCCCGCGUCCCUCUGCGCGAUCGGCUGCGCCAUCCGAUCGAUGGCGCAGAGCACGAGCUGGCUCGUCGCCGCCAACGUCUUCUCGGGCCUCAGCGGCGCCAAGACGGAGAUGGCGACGGCGCACCUGAGCAGGCACACCGACCCGUCGCGCCGCACGUUGGCGGUGAGCGCGGCGAGGGUGCAGCUGCAGGCGCUGGCUCUGCUGGGCACCCUGCUCUUCACGCCAACCAACUGGGUGCUGACUGCGCUGCUGCCAGAGAGCACGUGGGGCAUGCUGCGCUUCCGGCUGCUGAUCAGCCUCUGCGUCUUCGGGUGCGGCUUUGGCGUGAUCGUGCUCUGCUGCUCCGCCGGUACGCUCGUCUUUUACUCCUCGGAGGCCGGAGCCGUCUUUCACUCCUCGGAGGCCGGAGCGCUGCAGCCCCGCACGUUGCGGCGGAGCGACGUGGACCUCGGCGCGGCGCGAGGCGCCGAGGUCGGCCGCUGCUGCGGCGACGCGGACGGCUCCGACGCGGCCACGGAGGAGAGCAGCAGCCACGACCCCGAGGGGUAUCCCGUCGAGGGCCGCCUCGCGGGCGCCUCAAGCUGCAUGUCGUCGCGGCUGCGGACGGCGCACUUUGGCUGGGCGGAGAAGGAGUACGGCCUGCUGCUGCCGCUCCAGCAGGCCGAGCCCCCGAGAGGAAGGAGGGAUGCCGCCGCCUUUGGCCUCGUCGCGACGCCGCCGCUGCAGGAUGCGCUCGGCUCGCGCGCCUCGCUGCUGCUCGCCGGCUGCGGCGGCGCCUGCCACGUGAGCGCCUUGCUGCUUCGCGCGCCGAGCCCAAACACGGAGGGGCUGCACGUGCUGCUGUUCCUCGCCGGAGGGCUGCUCGGCGGCGCGACGGCGCGCGCUGGGCGGGCGCACGGCGUUGAGAGCGGCCGUCUCUUUGCGCUCCUCUCGAUGACGAAGCUCGGCGGCUCGGUGGGCGGCAGCCUCUACUGCACCGCCCAGUUUCAGGUGUCGCUCGACGCGGCGAGCGGGCCGUACUUCCUGCGCGGCGGCGCGGCGCCCGUCGUCUGGCUCGCCCUCCCCUCGCUCCUCGCCCUCCUCGCCCUGGCUUGCGUCUUGCCGCCGGCCGCGGGCGGGGAGAGGGACGCCUCGGGCUGCGAGGAGGUCUCCGUUGAGGAGGAGAGCAGCAGCAGCAUUGAGGCGAGCCCGAGGGUGAAGCGGCACGACCGCUAGAGGGGCAGAAUGAAAGUGUGUAUUUUGCGCGUUCACUAGCGGCGCGCGGCGUGUGCUUCUGUGCAGUCUCGCUGGGAGCGUCGCUGCGGACGGGCCGGUGUGGAGCCCCAGCGCGCGCGGUUCCGGGACACAUCACUCAUCAGUGCUACAGUGCAGUGCAACCCGACCCGCACAAGACCGUGCAGGGGGCGUCGCGUCACGCGUGUCGCGUGUGUGCUAUCGUCUCGGCCCUGUAAGUAGAGUACGGAUGUAUUCAUCAGUAAUCAAUACUC
Emiliania huxleyi CCMP1516 is the source of this 1788-nucleotide messenger RNA. RefSeq lists its product as hypothetical. Bases 107 to 1516 code for a protein of 469 amino acids. The transcript has 6 exons. NCBI's taxonomy places the organism in Eukaryota, Haptophyta, Isochrysidales, Noelaerhabdaceae. The record is from RefSeq and is a predicted model, not a curated record.